CACACAUCCAGCUUUCGUCGAAAAUGGCAACGCCGAGGAAGAAGCGCAAAGUGCGCGCGGCGCUCAAGGAAGACGCGACGAGUCCCAUCUCGAAGUACUUCCGUCCCGCGGCAUCUUCCAGCAGACUGAAGUCAUGUCCGGGACCAGUUGUCAACAAGAUCGACACACCGAACGUUGUGGACAUCACCAAGUCUCCUCCAUCGCAUGCCGCAACAGGUCUUGAGUCGAAUAUUUCGGCACCGAAGACUCCUCCCACAUCAUCGCAACGUGCGAGUCGUAUCGCGAGUCUUGUGGAUUCACCCGACGUGUUUGACGUGCGCACACCGACGUUGCCACAGCAUGUCAAGCCUCGCUCCUUAGACCAGAAACCAAUCACGCCGUCGUCCACGAUGAAGAGCUCCAUGAACAAUUCCCUCGUGUUUGACAUUGUAACGUCCUUGAGCACGAACGACCCUGACGUUGCGGCAUCGGCACUGCGCAGCGUCGUGGCACUGGCGAAGGAGUACCCGACGCCGCUCCUGUUCGAGGAACUGCUGGACCUAAUGCACAACGAGUCCACAUACGCGCGCGCCGUUGCUAUCUUCAACUCGAUGAUUUUCGUCUACGAACACGCCGCUCAAUGCAACACAACGAUGGCCUUUCCCGCCCAGUGGACCCGUAUGCACGACACCCUAUGCGACGUCGCCCUCAAACCCAUGGACGCCAAGUGGCUGCGGUCGCUCUUGGUGCUACAGUUCAUGGUUCAUUAUUUUGCCAAGGACAUGACGAUGUGCGAAGAGCGUUUCGCUGCGACCAACAAGGAUUGGAUUGCCCAAACGCGGCUCCAUUUCUUGCUGGGUGGCCGUUCGACGGAGGACGUCAAGGCGACGAAGAAAGGACGGGUCGUGGUCCAGAACAACGUGAUCUUGGCUGCGCUAGGUCGCAUCGUGGAGCUGUGGGUCCGAGUGUACGACGCAAGCGACUCACAAGUGUCGGUGGAUGGCCGAGAGGGGUGUGUGGCAGCGAUGCGGCUGCUCGAGAUGCUCCUCCACGUGACAGAUCAAAAGGACAACGCGAUGCAAAAGAUUCUAACGGGACUUCACGCGAUGCAGCGCCCCACUCGCCGCAUCUUCCUCCAGACGAUGCGUACUGGCUCGUACAAGAUGAUGCUGGCGACGACAGUGCUGGGACGGACUACGCUAUCUCGAUGCAAGGAGUUGGAGUGGUUUGGAUGUAUUGCGCAAGAAGCCUGUGUGGCUCGCGCAUUGCAUCCGUCGGCGCAGAAAGGUAAGGCGUGUUCGACGACUGGAUCGUCUCUUUUUGCAGCACGGAUGCGUACCAGCUUUACCUUGUGGAAUGCAGAAUCGGCGAGUGCUGGAGGCGAUGCCGAGUGUCGCCGUUUUGCAGCCAUCCAUUUGAAGACGUACGAGGCCAAGCAAUCGACGCCGCCGCCCGUGCACGCGCUCGUGCAGCACAUUCUGCGUCUCCAAAACUCACGUCGAAAAUGAACACGUUGCCUUGACUUAAAACGACAUGGCCCGAGGCGAUUCCGCGGUCUCAAACGGAUGCAAAGACGACGAACAUGGCGCAUGCGCGGCAAAUGUUGGCACGUAAAACACAGACACCAUGCCCAAACUACACAUGGCACAUGGGCAACGUCCGACGCAUGCAUGGACAGGACCACGGGGACCGGUGGAUACCUGUCCGAGACGGCCAUCAAGUUGGAGUCGCCCAACGCAAUGUCGCCACUCGUCGUGCACCCCUUGCGAGUCUUGGACGAAAACGAUCUACACAAGGGCAUGGGCACGACGACGGUGCGUUCGAUCGGUACAUGCGCCACUCGUUCGAGUCGGGGAUCGUCGCGUCAAAGUUGGCCAGCGCCAACCUACCACCACUUGUGACGCUCACGUUGCGGUCGAGCCACCCACCCGCUAGCCCCAAACAACGCAACCUCCGCCGUCGACGACGGCAGCUUGCGCACGUCGCCGACAGCCGCCAGAGGCGUCUUGUACACGGCAUAGCUAUGCUGGGACGUCGGUUGAAACGAAUGGAUGCAACGGCCGUACCACGCUUCCUUGGUCGGCCUUCGCAGAUCCAUGCACGCCACGUGGCCGCUCUCGUACCCGAGGACGACGGUCGUCGGCGACAAGUAGUCGUGGGAAAAGAGCCCGCCUGAGUGUCCAAAUGCCUACACUUUCCAUCGUGGUCCAGCUCGACCGACUAGCCGCACGUACGAGUGGCGACUCGAAGUGGAUCUGGCCAGUCGACGACCGCACGCGCAAGUCGGCUAGGCUAAACAUGCCGCCGUCCGUUGUCCAGCUCACGUGGUUGGCUACAUCGACACAUAGUUGAAACUUGGUGCCACGAUGGACUGUACAUUCGCCUGGCAUCCACCGGACGCUGCUCACAACGUUGCGCGCGUCGAACUUGAGGACGACAUCUUCCUUGUCCAAAUCAGUCACGCACACCGUUUCGUCAAAUCCUACAACUCUCGAUCGGACCACCCCAGACGAUCCCUGCUCACGCCACCUCCAGACAGAAUGCAGCCGUCGCGCCCGACGCCAGGGGGCGGCAUCGCCAUUUCUCGGAUCGCGUCCGAAUGCGCCAUCGUGAUCGGCCCUACAGGCGCCGAUUCAUCAUCCAUUGCACUCGAGCCGUGCUGAUCAACCUCCCAUCAAGCACCCGACCGUGCCGUCGCCUGCCGGUGGCACUUGGACGAGCUGGAUGUCUUUCCCGAUGGCCGCGGCAACAAUCGUCGCGUUCACCCAUUGCAAAUCACGCACCGUCUACGAAGACGUUCGUCAGCCGCGAUCGAGCACGCGUGUGGCUACGUUGGCAAGGGGCAGCGACGCCGCCGACGUGGCGACCAUCGACGCGGUUGCUCGAAAGUUGGUCAGCACGAGGCGAUUCUUUUCGUGGGGGUCUUCCAUCCCGACAACGACAAGACCGUCAAAUCGGCACAGCGGCUUGGACAGCGCUAUGCCACGAGUCAUGGUCGAGCAUGCGCCGCCUCGACGGCGUACCUGUCGUUGCCACGGGGAGGACCUACGGACGGGAGAGCCAUCGUCCGUGAGCUCGUUCGCAUAUUGCAAUCGUCAGUACCACAAACGGAAUCCGGUGUGCGGAUGCGUCAAACGAUGGCUGGAGCGCGUACUGGUCGCGUUGGUCGAGGAUGUCCAAAAUGUGGCUUGGUCGGUGGUGCUCUGUCGCCGACCUACGCGCAAGACGCAUCACGCUUGGCGCCACGACAAUCAGCGUACACUGCCCACGGCGAUUCUGGAGCGUCGUUCUCACUGACUUCGUCGUCGUCACGGUUGAGAUGGUGCCACUCGGCGUGUGCAAGGUUCGAAUCGUCUGUGAGUCAGGCAUGAGGCAUGCCUUGGAUCGUUAUCGAGCGCACCUCCUGCGCGGCGUCCGUCGGCACUGGCGAUUCCAUCGUCGUCGUCGGCAAAUAUGUUGGACCACAUUUCCUCCUCAAACAAGUCGUGGUCGAUCGGAGGCAAUGCGAGCGGCCGAUGCGGCGAAGACUCGUCCAAGCUCAUGCUGUUUGUCCGUCGGCGCGCCGCCGACACCUCGUGCAAUGCCAUCGCAGGACUCGACGCACACUGGCCACCCGGCGCCUGGUCACCGCCUCGUUUAUAUACACAUGACAGGCCUGCUGUGCUUAGUCUACUUGAUGUAGUGCGUCGUGGGCAGCUCGAGCUCGCUCAGCUUGCCGUCCGCUACACUCACGUAGUACACUUUGGCCUCUGCUCGCGCCGACAAGAUGUUCUUCACGCUAAAGUCCUCAAAGUAGAUGCCGGCAUCGUUGUCGCAUGCGUACCCGGGCUUCAUCUCACCAGAGUACACCAACUUGUGGUAGAACGUUCGCCGUUCGGGCUCGCCGUCGUAGUGCGGGCAGUGGCUGCCCUGGAGAAACCCGAGGCACUUGACGGUGCUCAGUUCCUUGGGCCGGCCGUCGGUCGUGCCUUCUUCGAACCAGCACAGCGAUCCGGCGCUGGCUCCGCCAAGGACAAUGCCGCGCUCCCAUGCCUUCCGCAACACGAUGUCAAUGCCCUGGGCGCGCCAAAUCGCUUGCUGGUUCAGUGUAUUCCCCCCCGAACACACGAUGGCGUCCAUGGAUAACAGAACGUCGUCAAAGCUCUGAUGGUGCUUGCUGGACGACACAAAGCUCAGUUGAACGUGUGGCUCGACGUCGAGCGAUGCGCAGUCUUGAUAAAACGUCAUGAUGGUCGAGUCCCG
Aphanomyces invadans is the source of this 4221-nucleotide messenger RNA. RefSeq lists its product as hypothetical. The transcript has 6 exons. Bases 24 to 1487 code for a protein of 487 amino acids. The record is from RefSeq and is a predicted model, not a curated record. Lineage: Eukaryota; Oomycota; Saprolegniomycetes; Saprolegniales; Verrucalvaceae.